Molecule: messenger RNA, 1541 nt
Organism: Erythranthe guttata (spotted monkey flower)
Lineage: Eukaryota; Viridiplantae; Streptophyta; Magnoliopsida; Lamiales; Phrymaceae
Product: DHHC-type zinc finger family protein
Molecular function (GO): palmitoyltransferase activity
Source: RefSeq, a predicted model, not a curated record
AAAAACAAUUAUACAUGUAAAUAAUCAGCUCAUUUUUCACUAAUGGAUUCCACCAUAGCUGUACUCUUACUCCACAGGCGGAAUUCAUAAACCCUAACCAUCAUCAUUCCGGAGAGAGAGAAAAAAAACGUUGAAUUCGGAACUCAAGAUUAUCGGAUUUGAUUUUUUUUUUCUGCUUAAUUUCGAAUUCCUCACCCUCUUUAGCAGAUUUUUAAUUUUGUGAUUGGGAAAUCGAAAACUAUUAUGUAUAGAUCUGGAGCGGUGAUGGCGUGGAACGUGUUCAAGUUUUGCACGGCGUUGAGGGGGCUUGGUUCGAUCAUGAUACUGUUGGUGUUAGGCGUCGUCGGCGUUAGCUAUUAUGCGGUGGUGAUUACAAAUUACGGCCCCGGACUCGCCGCCGGCGGACUCGAUUCGCUAAUCGCGUUCAUCGUGUUGAUCUUGUUUCAUUGUCUGUUGGUGAUGCUACUGUGGAGCUAUUUUUCAGUUGUAUUUACGGAUCCAGGCGGCGUGCCUCCAAAUUGGCGGCCAGCAGUAGAUGAAGAAAGAGGAGAUAGUGACCCAUUAACUGCGUCGGAGUUUCCACCCGAAUCAGAGAAUGGUAGAAUCCGUUUUUGUAGAAAGUGCAACCAGCUGAAACCACCUCGCUGCCAUCACUGUUCUGUUUGUGGGAGGUGUAUUUUGAAGAUGGACCAUCUCUGUGUGUGGGUUGUCAAUUGUGUUGGGGCACUGAACUACAAAUAUUUCCUUCUCUUCCUGUUCUACACGUUCCUCGAAACUACUCUAGUUACUUUGUCCUUACUGCCGCACUUUAUUGCAUUCUUUAGCGACGGAGAGAUUCCUGGGACUCCAGGAACUCUUGCAACGACCUUUCUUGCAUUUGUAUUAAACUUGGCAUUUGCUUUGAGCGUAAUGGGAUUCUUGAUUAUGCACAUAUCAUUGGUCGCUGGGAAUACCACAACCAUUGAGGCUUAUGAGAAGAAGACUACUCCAAAAUGGCGAUAUGAUCUUGGACGAAAAAGAAACUUUGAGCAGGUGUUUGGAAUGGACAAAAAGUACUGGUUUGUCCCAGCUUACUCUGAAGAAGAUUUGCGGCGAAUGCCUGCUCUUCAGGGUUUUGAAUAUCCUUCAAAGCCUGACCUCGAUUCUCAAGAAUUCUGAAAAUGGAUGACGAAAUAAUAAAUCAUACGUCGAAUUUAAAUUUUGAGGAGUGUAACUUAUUUGGGACUAGAGCAUUCAAUUCAUCAGCCUCCUUCUGUUGAAUCAACACUCGGGACCAAAGAAAUUUGUGCAGAAAAAAACAAUGGUGGAUUGCAUUUCGAAGACGAUGAUGAGUAGAUUUUUGUAUCACAAGAAGAAAUUGAUCGAGAAACGCUGACUGUGAUGUGGCAAUAGGUGAAUUUGUUGUAAACUUGUAAGCCCUUUUUUUUCCCUUCGGAAAUGUAGAUUAAUCUCAACAUCGUCGAUCUUUAACACGUAUACAAUAUUGUAUUAUAGUGAUUUUAUUGUUUACACUCGAUCUCUCUGUGCGAUUUCUUGUUUGU